ACUCAGCAUCACUUAUUUUAUGGGUUCAUGACAGGCACCUGAUCAGACACUCCAAAACCUCCUAUAUAAACUCUUCAUUCUGGUAAACACUGACAGGCCGGGUGUCUGACAUUAAGGAAACAUAUAUCCUAUGAACCAUCACAAGAUGAGGUUUUUGGUUGUUACUGCUGCUUUUCUGGCUGUUGCCAGUGCUGCCAGUCUUUCUCUAGAAGACAUGGAGUUUCACGCAUGGAAAAUGAAAUUUGGUAAAACCUACCUUUCUGUGAAGGAAGAGUCUCACCGAAAGCAGACCUGGUUGUCCAAUCGCAAACUGGUUUUGGUCCACAACAUGAUGGCAGAUCAGGGCAUCAAAUCCUACAGGCUUGGCAUGACAUACUUUGCUGACAUGUGUAUUGGGGAAUUGAGGAAUGUGGAGUUGUGUGGAUGCCUGGGCUCCAUGAAUAACACGAAGGCCCGUGGUGGUGCUACAUUCUUCCGGCUGAAGGAUGCCGUUGUGAUUCCCAGUUCCGUGGACUGGAGGGACAAGGGCUAUGUGACCGAUGUUAAAGAUCAGAAGAUUUGUGGAUCAUGCUGGGCCUUCAGUGCAACUGGUUCCCUGGAGGGUCAGACAUUCAAGAAGACAGGGAAACUGGUGUCCCUAAGUGAGCAGCAGCUGGUGGACUGCUCUGGUGCUUUUGGGAACAUGGGCUGUGCUGGUGGAUUGAUGGACCAGGCCUUCCGGUACAUUGAAGCCAAUGGGGGUCUGGAUACAGAGGAGUCCUACCCUUAUGAGGCCACUGAUGAUCAGUGCCGUUAUAACCCAAGCACUAUGGGUGCCACCUGCACAGGAUAUGUUGAUGUUGCCAGUGGGGAUGAAAGUGCACUACAGGAGGCUGUUGCCACAAUCGGCCCUGUAUCUGUUGCCAUCGAUGCUGGGCACAGCAGCUUUCAGCUAUAUGAAUCAGGUAUCUACGAUGAGCCUGGAUGCAGCAGCUCUGACUUAGAUCAUGGCGUCCUGGCUGUUGGAUAUGGAAGUUUGAGUGGAGAGGACUAUUGGAUCGUCAAGAACAGCUGGGGUCUGGGAUGGGGUGAAAAUGGCUACAUCCUGAUGUCCAGGAACAAGAACAACCAAUGUGGCAUCGCUACUGCAGCCAGUUACCCUCUGGUCUAAUGGGAAAGGUCAACGUGGACCUCCGUGGUUGGGAGAAAGAAAAUGUGGACCGUUUGAAUGAUUCUACAUUAAUACCUCAUAAUCUUACUCUUGUUUUAAUUCAAAUUUAAAUCAUUUUAAUAAACUGACCUCAGCUCUUGUUUUUAGUUUCAAAUCCCCUGACAACAAAAACAUGUUACUGUGAAAUAUGGAAUAAAAAUGUUAAACAUUUUAUCGUCAAACCUAAAAA
Molecule: messenger RNA, 1379 nt
Organism: Cyprinus carpio (common carp)
Lineage: Eukaryota; Metazoa; Chordata; Actinopteri; Cypriniformes; Cyprinidae
Product: procathepsin L-like
Biological process (GO): immune response
Cellular component (GO): lysosome
Molecular function (GO): cysteine-type endopeptidase activity
Source: RefSeq, a predicted model, not a curated record